Diabrotica balteata is the source of this 636-nucleotide messenger RNA. The record is from the annotation of a GenBank genome assembly. Lineage: Eukaryota; Metazoa; Arthropoda; Insecta; Coleoptera; Chrysomelidae.
AUGGAAUCGAUCCUUACCAGUAAACUAGACUGCUUGGGGAUUCAUUUUGAAUCAGUCCGCUCUCGCGUCGCCAUGGACUUCACAGGCGCCGUGGGUAGGAUAGUGGAAGAUCCCCAAGAAGCGACGGCCAUCGCAGUAGCCGAAGGAUACUCGUGGAAACGCCGUUGGAGAGGGUACACUCGUGGGUCAACAGGUCCCACUGGUCUCAGUCAAACACAAACGGCGUACGUGCAAUCUAUAGAUGCCGGCAUCCACAUGACCCAGCCCUGGUUCCACAGUGGUUUGUCUAGAGAUAAGGCUGCGGAAUUGGUAUCGAAACAUGGUACCGUCGAUGGGGUAUUCUUAGUUCGUGAUAGUCGUUCCAAUCCUGGUUCUUAUGUGAUAACCUACAAAUGCGGGGGGAAAGUUAUACAUGCACAAGUCAACCCGAUUCUAGACCCCCUUAGAGAUCGGCCCGUGUUCUCGAUUGACAACGGGGCGACCAAGUUCUACGAUCUGCUACAACUCGUGGAAUUCUAUCAGUUGAAUGCGGGUUGCCUACCUACAAGGCUGACACACUAUGUAACCUUUUUGUUAACGGACGACAUCUCCGAGAAGCACGAAGAGCAGUUUUCCAAAGCGGGAACUAGCACUUAA